AUGUCUCUCCUUCAUCGUGUGAUCAGCCGUAGUCCUUCAGCAGCCUCUCAGCUCACGAGGGCCCUCUCGACAUCGAGCCAUACCCACCUCUCUAUGCCACCAGUCUCUACUGGUCUCACGGGCGUCGAUCUGGCAUCACAUCAGAGUGGUAAAUGCUCCUGUCCAGUGUGCCGGUCUCAAAGUCACAUCCCUGGUAAAUGCAGUUGCCCACGAUGCUCAUCUGUAUUACCAUCAUCACUGACUUCACGGUUUAUGUUGGCUGGUAGCCCCCUGUUCCUCACUGAGUUCGACAAGCCUUUCUACUUCCCAGAAGUCCAGUUUAUCCUCAGUGAUAAGUUGAACUUCAUCUUCGAGAGAUUCUUCGAGACGGAGUGUGGGGUAUGGCUGAUGAACACCCUGGCAGUGUACACUCUGAUGAGGAUGUUUUUCUACUACUUCUGGUGGCAGCCCUCAGCGUUGAACCAUUUCAAGGACAGGUAUGGUCAAACGUGGAACGUUGGUCAUCACUUGUACGGCACCGACGCACCAAAUCCUUUGAAGAAGGAAACCAAGGGAGCUCGUCAUUAGAAGUUGCUUAUAAUGAUGAUGUCCAGUCUGUCGGCCCAAGCGAUGAGUCAUUUUUCAGCGAUGAAA
Messenger RNA from Perkinsus marinus ATCC 50983, 633 nucleotides. RefSeq lists its product as hypothetical. Lineage: Eukaryota; Perkinsozoa; Perkinsida; Perkinsidae. Bases 1 to 567 code for a protein of 188 amino acids. The record is from RefSeq and is a predicted model, not a curated record. The transcript is spliced from 8 exons.